AUGAAUCUUAAUCGGUACCAGAGAGUUAUAGAAAUCAAUGGCGGUGAUAAAAUAUCGCUUCCUAUUGUGAAGUUUCCUCCCUUCAAGUUGCGAGCAGCAAUGGUUGAGAAAGACCCUGUGAUUUGGUUGCAUCUACUUGAGACCUAUAACCAGUACUUCACCUACCUUAUGUCAGAAGGCCAUUUGGAACAACUUGAGGACUCAACUUACGAGAACUUAUGUAUGUUCAUCAAAAGCUACCUUAAAGAGCUCUCCAAUGAAGAAGGUAAACUGCUGAGCUUGGGCAUGAACACGAAUGUUUGUGAGCAGCUGCAGGUACUGAGAAGCUGGGUCCUUACUGUCAUCAAAACUUGCGGCUUACUACAUUUACAAAUUUCAUGCGAUGUACUGUGGGAUUUUGUGAGGCUUUACGUAAAGGAAAAUCCAGGUACAGUGCGCUUACUGAUCGACGGGUCACUCAAACCUGCAAUUAACACUCAAAAAGCUCAAAUUAACCGAAUUUAUCAGCUCCAUCAGCAUCUCAAGCAACUUAUAGAAACGUCGAAGUUCACUCGGGUAGACUUGAAGGCUCUUGAAAACCUGCUAUCUGCUGGAGACAUACAUACAAAACCUUUUACUAACCAGUUUUUGACAACAAAGUGGGCAGAAAUACUAGAGUCAUGGUUUUCGAGUGAUUUGAAACCGUUGAGAGACAUUGCAAAAAAGAUCGGCAUACUGAGUUACCUCACGGCCUCGGAAGAUAGGAUAGUCGAACUAAUAUCAGAGUCGAAUGUUUUCGACCUUGAAUCAUUACAUUUUCACCCUUUAAUGGGAUCUCUUUUGAUAAAUGAACAGUUUCAGGCGCACUUCAGUGGCCUGAAGGCUAAGCUGCCAUUUCUGAGAGCGUUAUUGACCAAAAACAACAACAAAGCGCCCACUAUUAGCGUUGAAGACGUUCAAACAAUAAUAGAGGUUUUUCCCCAUUUGACUGUAGGUCAGGUCGAGAGGCGCCUUCAAGCACAUGACGGUGAUGUUGAACGAACUAUAAACAGCUUCUUCGAGAGCCCUACGGAAACUGAUAAAGCACCUUUAAUUGAUGAGGUAACAAGAAACAAGCAGGAGGAGAUGAAGAAUACUAAUUUUGAAAGCGAACUCGGAAAAGCAGACCGAUUUUCGAAGCCCGAUGAGGUUACAACCCGAGACCAUGUCCCCGACGAAGUUAGGAACAAAACUUUGACUAGGGCUCUUGCGCUGCUCUACCAAGCGGAUGAAGACGAAAAGGAUGACACUUAUGAUGAUGCUGAAGUCCAACGCGAUGCACUGGGCAAUUUAGAUUCUGAUGAUCGCCAAAGUGCGAAUGGAAAUAAUUAUGACAAGAUUGAGGGGCAUUUAUGGGAACUACUCAAAGAGAACAAAGAAUUGUUUGAUAGGUCCAACAGAAACUCAAAGGCUAGAAAAGAAUUGAAGACAAGCACAUCCUGGUCUGAUGAGCAAAUUGAAGGUUGGGCCAGAAUGCUGGAACGUAGCCCAAAGCGUGCCCAAAUACUAGAAGAAAGGUAUAUGUUCAGGGGCAAUGUCCGUACAGGUAAAAGAGCAUUUGUACAAAACAAGAACGAGAGCGCUGCAGCGCAAAAUAAAACUGAACGCAACAAUAGCGUAAGAGAGGCUAAGGGUAAUAGUGUAGCCCCGAAAUCGACACAGCAGAACGGCGCUUCAGACAAGAAAAAGCAAAACGCAAGAAAAGAGAAACACAAGAGUGCCCGGGCGAACCACAAUAGAAAGUCGGGACACGAUAAGAAAAUAAGCAGAGUUUCACCGUAG
Molecule: messenger RNA, 1800 nt
Organism: Lachancea thermotolerans CBS 6340
Lineage: Eukaryota; Fungi; Ascomycota; Saccharomycetes; Saccharomycetales; Saccharomycetaceae
Gene: CUE3
Product: Cue3p
Exons: 1
Coding region: 1-1800 (599 amino acids)
Molecular function (GO): ubiquitin binding
Source: RefSeq, a predicted model, not a curated record